GCCAAACUGUGUUCCUAUGUUUUUGGGAACAUGAACUGUGAGGCGGUUCGGGACAGCAUUACCGAUGGCUUUGCUGCAUGGAAUACGUGGUUUAAGUGCAGCAGCUGCCGCCAAUUCCCCCCAACCACAUCCCAGAACAGAGGGGGUACUAUGACGUCACCUGCACGCCGCCGCCUCGGUCACCGGUUCUCACGUUGUCAGCUCGCCUCGUGUCACGUGACUCCGCAUGUCCCUCUACAACUGGAACAAUGUUGACAAUUUGCUGCAAUAAAGUUCGUUUAAAAAAAAGGCCAGGCGGAGCCCAUCUUGCUGUGCUCUUGGCUCCUAUUGGGCAGGGACGGUAAUGGGCGGGGUUUAGUGACAGGGGGAGAGACGGGAGAUCCUGCCCUUGCUGUUCAGUACCGGCAAGCAGAUCUACUCUCCGUGGUGCUGGCUUCGUUCCAGGGACUAGCGCCGGAGCCAUGUGGGUCUUCGGUUACGGGUCGCUGAUCUGGAAGGUGGAUUUUCCUUACGUGGAGAAGCUGGUGGGCUACAUCAUGUGCUACAGCCGGAGGUUCUGGCAGGGGAGCACCGACCACCGGGGGGUUCCGGGCAAGGGCUGUGUAUGGGGAGUCGCAUACCGAUUGCCCGAGGGUAAAGAGGAAGAAGUGAAAGCUUACCUGGACUUCAGAGAGAAAGGCGGCUACAGGACUAGUACUGUUGUCUUUUAUCCCAAAGACCCCUCAAUACAACCAUUCAAUGUGCUGCUGUAUAUUGGAACCUGUGAUAACCCCAACUACCUCGGCCCAGCGCCCUUAGAAGACAUUGCGGAACAGAUCCUGAAUGCAGUCGGGCCCAGUGGAAGAAACACGGAAUAUCUCUUUGAACUGGCGAACUCCCUGAGAAAUCUCGUUCCAGAAGACGCAGACGAGCAUCUGUUUUCCCUAGAGAAACUGGUUAGGCAGUUAUCGGAAGCGCACAGAAACUUAAAUCAUUUAUAAUAUUCCUGGGAUCAGUGGAGGUUGCUCUAUCCAAUGUCCUAAGCCUUCCCCUAAGUCUAACCUGCACGGUUCUGUAAUAUGUCCACAUUUUAUUUAUUCUGCAUAGGAUGUGACAAAGCCCUUCUCAUUCUAACUCUAUGGAUCAAUACUUUUCACAACAACCACAUUAAAUCUGUUUUUAAAAAGUACUGUAUUUUUUUCAAUAUAGAUAUUGAUGGCUAUAAUUGCUAGCGCUAUAUUUGUUUCUAAGGGGGAAAAGUCAUGAUAGAAAUGUAAAUGACAUUAGGGCUUUAUGGUGCAAUAAUAUAUAAACCAACAGCCUAGCCCGUGCAUAUGACCUUAAAUAUGUCAAAUGAAUAGGAAUUAAAUAUUUUAUACCAUC
Messenger RNA from Xenopus laevis (African clawed frog), 1362 nucleotides. It is a transcript of the gene chac2.S, whose product is annotated as ChaC, cation transport regulator homolog 2 S homeolog. The record is from RefSeq and is a predicted model, not a curated record. The transcript is spliced from 2 exons. Gene Ontology annotation, molecular function: gamma-glutamylcyclotransferase activity; glutathione specific gamma-glutamylcyclotransferase activity. NCBI's taxonomy places the organism in Eukaryota, Metazoa, Chordata, Amphibia, Anura, Pipidae. Gene Ontology annotation, cellular component: cytoplasm. The coding region runs from base 462 to 980 and encodes 172 amino acids. Gene Ontology annotation, biological process: glutathione catabolic process; glutathione metabolic process.